Messenger RNA from Hansenula anomala, 2119 nucleotides. RefSeq lists its product as uncharacterized. Gene Ontology annotation, molecular function: protein binding. The record is from RefSeq and is a predicted model, not a curated record. Lineage: Eukaryota; Fungi; Ascomycota; Saccharomycetes; Phaffomycetales; Wickerhamomycetaceae. Bases 1 to 2103 code for a protein of 700 amino acids. The transcript has a single exon.
AUGAAUCUACUGGGAGUGGAAGUGUGGAUACUACUGACACUCAUUAUAAGUCAUGUGGUUAAAGCACAAUGGGACACGGCUUACUCUCCAACUUAUUCCAACGCUUUUCUCAAACUUUCAAAUAAUGAGAUUUUGCAGAUACCAAACAAUCAGAGUUACAAUUAUGGUGACAUAGCAUCAAAUAUUAUAACUGCUCCAACUAAGCAGAAUUACUCGAUAACUGUUGCAAAUGGUGACCUUUAUGCCUUUUAUAAAGGUAGUAUCCAGUCAAACUACUCAAUAAGCAUCUCAAUUUAUAACACCAAUACAUCCAAGUGGGAAGGGGUCAAGUACAAUACAACAUUGUCUAAAAACACAAACUACCAACAUUUCGAUGAUUCCACUGUAAUGACAUCUCCCGAUAAAGAUGGACAUGAUUCAAUUUACAUCUAUGGAGGUCUUUAUAAUAAUACAGUUUCAAACAGAAUACUACAAUACAACCCAUAUACAAAAACACUGAACUCAAUAAUCACUUCAAUAUCUCCAACAGGCUUUUACGGAUCGGCAAAUGCAAUAUUGGAUUCCAAGGGAACAUCAAAUUUAUUAAUCGGUGGUAAAGCAUCGUCUGGUUGGGUCAGUAUGUUUCAAAUUGCCCUUUGGGAGUACAAAUCAUGGACUUUCAAAACGGUUAGCUCUUCGUCACUUAGUAUAAAUUCCAGAAUCAAUCCAUUGGUGUUACCUGUUUUCAAAGGUGAUGAGACGCAUGCUUCAAGUGUUUUGGUACUUGGUGGUCUUCUUGGUACAAAUUUAGCAAGCCCCUAUGUUCUAAACUUGAACUUAACAGAUGAUUGGAAAUGGCAAGACUUUACAAAAAAGACAGAUUUCAAUGUUAAUGAUAUUCUGGGAGCUGUUGUUUUAAAUUCAACUUUGUUUACUGUGAAUGCAAAUUCAAAGAAAAGAAGCAAUGGAUACACAUUACAUUUAUAUGAUACUGAUGGCUUAAAGAAAGUUGAUACUUUUGAUUCGGCAUUUAAGUUUUCCAAGACUACAACAGAUGACAAAUCUUCCAGCUCAAGUUCAAGCUCAAGCUCAGAAUCAUCUGUUUCAUCUUCCAUCUCAUCAUCGAUAUCUUCAGAAGCCUCUUCAGAAGUUACAUCGUCUGUAUCGCUUGAGAAUUCUUCAUCAAGCUCCAUACUUUCUUUCAGUUCCGCUACUGGAAACGUUACACCAAGGAGCUCAAAUGCUAAAGUUAUUGUUCCAGCAGUUAUUGUCCCUAUUAUCAGUAUAGCAUUGAUUUCACUACUGUGUUUUUUCAUCUACAAAAAAUAUUACAAAAAGGAAUCAGAUCUAGAUGACGAUACAGACUCAGAACAUCCAGAUCUUUAUAAUGAAGUGAACCAAAUAGAUAAUCAAAGCAUAUCCUCAUGGAAUCAGAAAAGAGAUGAGUAUGAACGCCGCAGAUAUUCUCAGCAACGUACGCCAACAAGGGCCAAACCAACAACAACUAUGAUUUCACCAUCUCAACAACAAAGAUCACCAACUAGGCAAUCAGUUGACUUUUCAUUUGAUAAUACAAACAACAAUCUUGCUAAGAAGAUUAUCAAGUUUUCAAACCAUAAUAAACCAUCUUCACAACACCAGCGAUCUCAUGGACCUUUCGCAAACCCUGAGGAUUAUGCUGACAAGCAAGAAUUAUCACCAAUGUCAAAUCAUGCAAACAGAUCAAGAGUUUCACUGAUAUCUUCAAAAGGUGACACAGUGAGUUCGAGCUCGGAAGAGCUGGCACCUUCACCAUUUGAUGAAGAAGAGGAACAAAUCGAUAGGUUCUUGGGUAAUAGAGAUGUUCAAGUCCUGGUUAGCUCAAAGAGGAGAUCCAAAUUAAGAAUAACAAACCCAGAUGUUGAAUCAAUGGAAUCUAUAAGUGAAGCUGGUAGUGGGUCGACGAUCUAUGAUGAAAAAAUUGGUGAAUCAAAUCAUGAUUUAAACUCAAGAUUCACCAAUAAUGAUGUAUUUCAUGAUGAAAAUGGGAUUGAGAAUGAUGAUUAUGUUCGAGAAAUACUGAAGGCUUUUGAUGAUGAUAAUUUGAGUACUGAUAUUGGAUCGUUUGAUAAGUACGAUCAAUGAAAAGGACUAUAUAACG